Nanorana parkeri is the source of this 3300-nucleotide messenger RNA. RefSeq names its product DEAH-box helicase 36 (gene DHX36). Gene Ontology annotation, molecular function: G-quadruplex RNA binding; DNA helicase activity; ATP binding. The transcript is spliced from 25 exons. Gene Ontology annotation, cellular component: intracellular anatomical structure; cytoplasm; nucleus. The record is from RefSeq and is a predicted model, not a curated record. Bases 36 to 2999 code for a protein of 987 amino acids. NCBI's taxonomy places the organism in Eukaryota, Metazoa, Chordata, Amphibia, Anura, Dicroglossidae.
AGACUGGCUCUGUGUUUUGUAGCUAUUGAACGACCAUGAACUACGAACAGCGCAGGGGUCGUGGUCGGGGCGGCCGUGGUCGGGGCUUCUCAUCCCACCACGAAGGUGGCUCGUCUAAAGAUUGUAGCGGGGGUGGCAGAGAAAAGCCCCCACCGCAUCUGAAAGGCCGGGAGAUCGGCAUGUGGUAUGCCCGGAGACAGGGCAAUAAGAGCAAGGAUAAGGAGAGGAUGGAGAGAGCUGUUGUGCGCAUGGAUGAAUCCAGGGAACUACAAAUCACAAAGCUUCUUAGCACCGUGCAGGCGCAAAACAAUGAUGUAAAGCCAACUCUUUCUGAAGACUCCUGGUGGGACGGUGAAAAUGAAAGAAACAGUACUGCUACUCAACUCAGAGAAACUGCAUUUCCAGAGAAAGAUGCCUGGGAUGAUGACGAUGAAGUUGCGUGUGCUAGUGAGUGUUUUAAGGAAAAUACAGCCUUCGAUCAAACACUUAAAGAAGAGCUGCAGAGCAAAAAAACGAAUCCCAGAUACCUUGAAAUGCAGCGGUUCCGUGCAAAGUUACCAUCGUACACUAUGAAAGAGGAGAUAAUUAAAAUGAUAAAUUCCAGUCGGGUGACCGUUAUUAGUGGUGAGACUGGGUGUGGAAAAACUACCCAAGUGACGCAGUUCAUUCUGGAUGACUACAUCUUGAAGGGCAAAGGGUCCUCAUGCCACAUUGUCUGUACUCAACCAAGGAGAAUAAGUGCCAUUUCGGUAGCAGAACGUGUUGCUGCAGAGCGAGCUGAACCAUGCGGGAGGGGGAAUAGCACUGGUUACCAAAUUCGUCUUGAAAGCCAGUUGCCUCGGAAACAGGGUUCUAUCUUGUACUGUACAACUGGCAUAGUUCUACAGUGGCUUCAGUCUGACCAAUGCUUGGCCAAUGUCAGUCACAUUGUCCUUGAUGAAAUUCAUGAGAGAAACCUGCAGUCUGAUGUCCUCAUGGCCAUAGUAAAGGAUCUUUUGAACCGUCGCCCAGAUUUGAAGAUCAUACUGAUGAGUGCCACUCUCAAUGCAGAAAAGUUUUCUCGCUACUUUGAUAAGUGUCCAAUGCUGCAUAUUCCUGGAUUUACUUUCCCGGUCAAAGAGUAUCUCUUGGAAGAUGUCAUUGAAAUGCUAAGGUAUUCGCCUAAAGACAAAGACAGUAGGCCUCAGUGGAAGAAACGGUUUAUGCAAGGACGAAUGAUGCGACCAGAGACGGCAGAGAAGGAGGAGAUUUACCAGGAGCGCUUUCCAGGAUUUGUGCGGAAACUUCAAGAACGCUACUCUGAAAGUACUAUCCAUGCCUUGCAAUGUAUAGAUGACGAGAAGGUUGACCUUGAACUGAUUGCUGAGCUUAUCAGGCACAUUGUCCUAAAAGGGGAGGAUGGGGCAAUAUUGGUGUUCCUCCCAGGCUGGGACAAUAUCAGCACCCUUAAUGACUUGCUGAUGUCACAAAUUAUGUUUAAAUCUGAUCGGUUUAUUAUUAUCCCUCUGCAUUCAUUGAUGCCAACUGUGAACCAAACACAGGUUUUCAAAACACCACCUCCUGGGGUUCGAAAGAUUGUGAUUGCCACCAACAUUGCAGAGACAAGUAUCACAAUAGAUGAUGUUGUGCACGUGAUAGAUGGUGGCAAAAUAAAGGAAACCAAUUACGACACUCAGAAUAACAUCAGCACCAUGACGGUAGAAUGGGUUAGCCAUGCUAAUGCCAAGCAGAGGAAAGGUCGUGCUGGCAGAGUAAAGCCAGGUUGUUGCUAUCAUCUAUACAACAGCCUGAGGGAUAUGCUGCUAGAUGAUUACCAGCUGCCAGAAAUUGUAAGGACACCUCUGGAGGAACUUUGCCUGCAGAUUAAGAUUUUAAAGCUUGGAGGCAUUGGUUUCUUCCUAGGAAAGCUGAUGGAUCCACCAUCAGAGAAGGCAGUGUGCCUGGCUAUAAACCAUCUAAUUGAGCUGAAUGCUCUCAAUAAACGUGAGGAACUGACUCCCCUGGGCUUUCACUUGGCACGGUUACCAGUUGAACCGCACAUUGGCAAGAUGAUUCUCUUUGGAGCAUUGUUUGGUUGUUUGGAUCCUGUCUUAACAAUUGCAGCAUGUCUCAGCUUUAAAGACCCAUUUGUUAUUCCUUUGGGAAAGGAAAAAGUAGCAGAUGCGAGAAGGAAAGAAUUGUCCAAAAAUACGAAGAGUGACCACUUGACUGUUCUGAAUGCUUUCUUGGGAUGGGAGGAGUCAAGGCGAAGUGGUCAAAGAGCAGAGAGGGAAUACUGCUGGGAUAACUUUCUGUCUUCUAAUACACUUAAGAUGUUAAGUGACAUGAAAGGGCAGUUUACUGAGCACCUCCUUGGAACAGGCUUUGUCAGCAGCAGGAGUCCAAAGCAUUCCAAAGCCAAUAUCAAUUCAGAUAAUGAAAAGCUCAUCAAGGCCGUGAUCUGUGCUGGACUGUAUCCAAAAGUGGCUAAGAUUCGCCCCAGCUUCAGUAAAAAAAGGCAAAUGGUAAAAGUUUAUACCAAACCAGAUGGUAAAGUCUGCAUUCAUCCGAAGUCUGUUAAUGUGGAUGAAGCUGAGUUUCACUACUCCUGGCUGGUCUACCACCUGAAGAUGAAAACCAGUAGUAUUUACCUGUAUGACUGUACAGAGGUCUCUCCAUAUUCACUACUUUUCUUUGGAGGAGAUAUUUCCAUCCAGAAGGACCAAGGGCAGGACACCAUUGCUGUGGAUGAAUGGAUUGUCUUCCAGUCGCCUGCUCGGAUUGCCCACCUGGUCAAGGAUUUGAAGACAGAGCUUGAUUCCCUUUUGCAAGAUAAGAUAGAAAGUCCUGAACCGGUGGAUUGGAGUGAAACUAAAUCCAGAGACUGCGCUGUUCUCUCCGCUAUCAUUGAUCUAAUAACUACACAAGAGAAUGGGGAGGCCAAGAAUUUUGCACCUCGAGCGCAGCAGAAUACCCGACCUUGUGCAACUAAUUUGCAGUUUUAUCAAACAAGCACAUGAUAAAGUAAUUGCUGUUCAAUGGCAAAAUGCUAUCUGCCACUAGAGGGACCUUUUAAGCUAUUGCACUGAUGCAGGAGAACUGUGACAAAUGAAACUUGUACAUUGAGGUGCUGGACCAUUGAUGAUCUGCAAAUGGCUUUCCAUGUUUUAUACAUGGCUAUGAAAGGGUAUUACUGUGCUCAACAGUAUGUGGGACUGUAAUUCAAGCACCUGCAGAAAUAUAUUAUUCAGAUGUUGAAUAGAAGCUGGCCUUGCAGGUUUAUGAAUUCCUUUCACCUGAAAAAGUGAAAUGUUUUGUUUC